Patiria miniata (bat star) is the source of this 2057-nucleotide messenger RNA. RefSeq names its product low-density lipoprotein receptor-related protein 4-like. Lineage: Eukaryota; Metazoa; Echinodermata; Asteroidea; Valvatida; Asterinidae. The record is from RefSeq and is a predicted model, not a curated record.
UUCCAUCGACGUUCCUACUGUUUGCCACGAGAAACACCCUGCGUCGUAUCUCCAUGGAUACAGACGACCAUCUUGACGUCAUUUUGCCGAUCCAGGAAGACAUAGAGAACGCUGUGACGUUGGACUUUGACAGUGUUGAGUGCAAGAUUUACUACACUGAUGUAUACCUCAACGUCAUCAGGCGAGUAAAUUAUGAUGGCAGUGAAGGAGAGACCAUCAUCUCAACCAGCCUAGGAACCACGGAGGGAUUAGCCGUGGAUUGGAUCGGACGGAAUCUAUACUGGACGGACACCGGCAGGGAUAAGAUUGAAGUCUCACGACUGGACGGCUCCUCGCGUAAAGUCAUCGUGGAUACCAACCUAGACGAGCCUAGAGCUAUCGUCAUCUAUCCCAGAAAAGGCUACAUUUUCUGGACUGACUGGGGCACGUAUCCUAAGAUUGAGAGAGCUUACUUUGAUGGUACGAGCCGUCGGACACUAAUCAGUGAGGAUUUGAAAUGGCCCAACGGUUUAACCAUCGAUUACGAGACCAAACGACUCUACUGGGCCGAUGCUAACUUGGAUAAACUUGAGACAGCCGAUUUUAAUGGGAAAUAUCGCAGCAUCCUGACCAGAAACAUGUCGCAUCCGUACGGCGUGACGUUGUUCAACACCAGGCUGUACUGGACAGACUGGCACACGUCAUCUAUAGAGUCCGUCGACAAGACCAACGGACGAGACAAGCGAACGUUGCCGGGCAGUUUCCAAGGAAUGAAUAUCCAGAUGGUCUCCCCGCUCAGACAAACAGGAACUAACCCCUGUGCCAUUGCCAAUGGUGGCUGCACCCAUCUGUGUCUAGCUCGUCCCCAGGGCUAUGUCUGCGCUUGCCCUGAUGAGCAGUAUCGGGACCAUAGAGUCUGCUCGCUCAGACCAGGAGGACCAGACAGCCCCCCUCCUGUCACCAUCCGUGGUCCUAUCAUUCAGACCAACUCCCCCAACGAGCUACCACGAUCAACUCGCGGUACAACCAAACCACCACCAUUUAGAACAGAACAUCCCAACGUCAUUCCACCAGCACCAACCACAGAACAGGGCAACGUCAUACCAAGGGGAUGUUCUCCUGAAAAUGAGCAGCUGGGACUGUGCCAAGGAUCAACUUGGCAGCAAGGUAAAGAUGACAAACGUCAACUGGCGCCGGAGCCUGGAUCCUACGUCUUUGUCAUCGUUGGAAUUCUACUCCUGAUAUUCCUCAUUUUGCUUCUUGUUGUCUUCGUGGUGUGGAGGAGAUACCAGAAGAGGCGCGGUUGCCGUAGCGAUCCCAUCGUGACGUUCUCCAAUCCUCGUUUCAACCCCAUCACCAACGAGGUUACAAUUCUUCCUAAGAGGCAGCCCUGCUCUUGGAAUUACUACUCAGAACCGCGGAGUAAGAUCCCGCAAGCCAACCUCGUCGUCAAACUGAACAACGAAGAAGUGGCCAAGAUGUUACCGCCUCCACCAUCCAGUGAGCUGCCCCUCAAGAAAACAACGACAAGCUGAGUUUAGAGGCAAACAAACCAUUGAAUGUCCCCACUAGCUGCGAUGAUGUCCAGAAUGAGGAGUUUGACGACACUGCAGAGGCUUGUGGGUAUUCAUACCAGUCGACGACUCACAGUAACGGAACUCUUUGUUAGACCUCUAGCAAUUUUUUUUCACACAACCAUUGCCUACAAAAUGAGGUAAGGAGGUAUUUAUUUGAAACUUACAUGUAUACCUUUCUUGGUUUUUGUUGGCCAAUCUUGAUGUUUGAAAUCAUGGUGUCGUCACAAGUCGUCACAAUUCAACUAUAAUUCAUUCAUUAGCUAUUGAAGUGACAAGGCAUUGCUUUGUCAUUGAUCAUUCCUGAACUUGUGAUUGACUUGUGAUGACUUGCGAUGACUUGUGAUCACCUUGUGAUGACUUGUGAUCGAUUUGUGAUGACUUGUGAUUCGCUUGUGAUCAACUUAUGGUGACUUGUUAUUAACUUAAGUAAUGACUUGUGAUGACUUGUGAUCAGCUUGUGAUCAACUUCUGAUGACUUGUGAUUAACUUAAGUAAUGACUU